GCAUCGAUCGUAUGGAUUUAGUAUUACAUCGCACGUUUCACAACACCACACCCCAUCUCAUAGAAGAAGCGAGGCAAAGCGCCAAACGGCGGCGGCAGUGGGGCGGCCGAUCGUCAGCCCAGGCUUGAUCGUCAUGUCUUCAGCAGGAACUGGAUCACGAGGUCGCGGAAACUACGGAAGGGCCGACAGAGACAGGUCGGAUAGAUACGAGGCACCCGCACAGCAGCCGUUCCGGUGCCAAAUGUGUGGAAGGCAUCAGAACGCGGGACACAUGAGGAUCUCGAUGGCAGUUAGUCACGACCUGAAUCCUUAUGGAUUUGAUCACUUCUGCGCUCACUGCGAUCAAUCGGAGGACAGGCUCGAGCGGCGAGUAGGUUACGAAAGCCACGGCACAGAGGGCAACAGAGGCGUGAGUGGGAAAGAGCCGAGUUCAAGCCGUGGUAGCUCCCAGAAUUCAUGCAUGAGUUCACAAGUAGCAGCAGCAGCAGCAACAGCAGCAGCAGCAGCAUCCGCUGGAACUGGAGUCCCCCACGCAGCAGGAGCAGAAGCAGCAGCAACACUGUCGGGUGGCGUAUCUGAAGGUAGAGGGGUGGCGACGUCGGCGGCGGCGGGGGCGCCGAGGAUUUUUUCAUCAUGUUCUAGUUCUGGUCAAGUUUCUACAAGGCAGACGUUUACAGCUGGUGCCGGAUCUUCUGCCGAUGACCUAUGUGGCGUGGGCGCCGGUGACCCUUACGGCGUGGGCGCCUCGUCGUCGGCAGCCAGUAGAUAUACGGACGAAGAACCCAUGGACGAAGAUGAAGAGUGCGUUGACGGAGAAAAAGCGCCGGAGGAAGAGGCAAAAGAGGGAGAUCGGGAGCGAUGGAUGAAUGCACUAGUGUGA
Molecule: messenger RNA, 880 nt
Organism: Ectocarpus sp. CCAP 1310/34
Lineage: Eukaryota; Phaeophyceae; Ectocarpales; Ectocarpaceae
Source: the annotation of a GenBank genome assembly